Molecule: messenger RNA, 297 nt
Organism: Trifolium pratense (red clover)
Lineage: Eukaryota; Viridiplantae; Streptophyta; Magnoliopsida; Fabales; Fabaceae
Product: putative F-box protein At3g16210
Exons: 1
Coding region: 1-297 (98 amino acids)
Source: RefSeq, a predicted model, not a curated record
AUGGAUGCUAUAUUGUGGAAUCCAUAUACCAAAGAAUUUAAGGUCAUUCCUCAUAACCCUUUGUAUUACUACGACCCUUAUAAGAAUUUUGAUGUUGAUUUUCUUAGAUUUGGUUAUGACCCUGUCAAAGAUGACUAUAAAGUGUUACGCCAUGGGAAAUUAUCGACCAACUGUUUAAUAUGGGAGAUAUAUAGUCUAAGAAAUAACUCUUGGAGAAAACUUGAUGUUUAUAUGCAUCAUAAUCAUCAUUUUCGAUACAGGAAUCAAGUGAACAUGGAUGGAGUUUCUCACUGGUAG